This is a messenger RNA of Zootoca vivipara (common lizard), 4864 nucleotides long. RefSeq names its product protein phosphatase, Mg2+/Mn2+ dependent 1J (gene PPM1J). Gene Ontology annotation, cellular component: mitochondrion. NCBI's taxonomy places the organism in Eukaryota, Metazoa, Chordata, Lepidosauria, Squamata, Lacertidae. Gene Ontology annotation, molecular function: [pyruvate dehydrogenase (acetyl-transferring)]-phosphatase activity. Gene Ontology annotation, biological process: protein dephosphorylation. The record is from RefSeq and is a predicted model, not a curated record.
GGAGGCGGGGAGCGGAGCCAGGCAACGCGCCUCCCUCUCCCGCCUCCCUUCUCCCGCGGCGCCCGGCAGCGGCUCCUGCAGCAUGUUGGGCAGGGUGCGCUCCGCGAUGGCGCAACUCGUCGGGGGCCUGGGGGGCGGAGGAAGCCCCUCGAGCCCGCCGCCCGCCUCGGCCUCCUCCGGCUCGGCGGCGGCGGCGCCUCCGCCCCCUCCGCCGCCCGCUGCCCCCGGGCCCAGCUCCAACACCGCCGCCGCCGCCAGCACCGGUCCCUGCCGGGAACCGCCCCGAAGCAGCUUCUCCAGACCGGCUUUCCUGCAGCUCACGCCCGAGGAGCUUCUGCGGGCGGAUGAUCACACGGGCCGAGCCGUCCAGAGCCCCCGCGAGAGCCGCCGCCGCCGCCUGCCUUGGAGCACCGGCUACGCCGAGGUGAUAAAUGCUGGCAAGAGCCAACACAACGAGGAUCAAGCGUGCUGUGAGGCAGUGUAUGUGGAAAAGAGACGGGCUGUGAGGAAUAACCCAGCCCCCAAGGAAACCUCUGGAGAUCUAGAAGGGGGCACCAAAGGCCUGACUUUUUACUACUGGGGCUUGUUUGAUGGGCAUGCUGGAAGCGGAGCUGCAGUCAUGGCAUCCAAGCUGCUUCACUUCCAGAUCCGUGACCAAUUCCGAGACUUGGUGGACAUCUUGCAAGACUCCUCCCUUCCUCCAAUCUGCCUGGAAGAAGGUCCCAGGACAGUUCUAGGAGAACCAAACAGGGUUCCUCUGGCUGAGGAAGAUGCUGAGGUCCCAAACAAUGCCCUGCCACGCUUCCAUAUGGAAAAGGCCGUUUCCCAUGAGAGUUUGGUGGUGGGAGCUAUUGAGAAUGCAUUCAAGCAGAUGGACAUUCAGAUUGAGCAGGAACGGGUGGCUCGGCAUGCAUCAGGAGGCUGCUGCGCCCUGGCUGCCGUUUAUCUCCUGGGGAAGUUCUACGUGGCCAACGCAGGUGACAGUAGGGCCAUUAUCAUCCGUAAUGGGGAAAUCAUUCCAAUGUCCAGGGAGUUUACUCCAGAGACAGAGAGGCAAAGGCUGCAGUUUUUAGGAUUUUUGAGACCUGAGCUGCUGGGGAAUGAGUUCACUCACCUCGAGUUCCCUCGAAGAAUCCAGCAUAAGGAAGUGGGGAAAAAGAUGCUGUACAGGGACCAAAACAUGAAUGGCUGGGCAUAUAAAAGGAUAGAAGAAGAUGACCUGAAGUUUCCACUUGUUUACGGAGAGGGUAAAAAGGCUCGAAUGAUGGCGACUAUUGGGGUGACGCGGGGUUUGGGUGAUCAUGAUCUCAAGGUGUACAGCUCCAACAUCCACAUCAAACCUUUCCUGUCCUGCACCCCCGAGGUUCGCGUUUAUGACCUCACACAGUAUGAGCACUGCCCUGACGAUGUGCUGGUGCUGGGCACAGAUGGCCUCUGGGAUGUCACCAAUGACCGAGAGGUUGCCAAUGUGGUAUUUGAUGUCCUAAUGGGCUAUGAGCCCAAUGACCCUUGCAGGUACACAAUGGUGGCCCAGGAGUUGGUGGUGAAGUCCAGAGGGGUUCUGAAGGAACGUGGCUGGAGGCUGGCCAAUGACAAGCUGGGCUCUGGAGAUGAUAUCUCUGUCUUUGUUAUUCCCCUUGGUGGUCCAGGAAACUACACCUGAACCUCAGGUCCCAGGGACACAGAGGUCAUGAUUCUAGACUUUAAAAAGAAGAAAAGCCGAGGGAAAGAACCACCACCUUGCAGCAGAACUGGAGACUGUAGAUUCUCCCUACACCUGGAACAUUCAUGAUGCUCUUCCGAAGAGGAUUGGGGGUGGGGGAAUGUAUGACUGCACCUUGGGUCCUUGUCCCACUCUGUCACAGCUUUCUGGGUUCCAGCUAGGGACACAAAGACGUAGCCCUGGUCCACACUUCUGUUAACGGCAAGGAAGUCAAGGAAGUGCCGUUCCUCUCAGGAUUUACACCCAUCGGCCCUGGAGACCUGUAGGAAAACUCGCAUUCCAAGGGUUGCGUUAAAUUUGGACUUCUGGUCACAUGGAAAUGUCCUCUAAAUUGGGUAGCAGCACUGGAGUCUCCCCACAGAAUUUAGCCAUUUUGUGUGUUCUUUAUGCCCAAUUGCCUAGAACGUCUUUCCCUUCCCUUCUAUCCUUGAUCCUUAUUGCUAAAGGGAGCACCAAGCAAGUGUGGCUGAUUGGUUGGUUACCAUUCCUCCGGCUUGCCAUAAGGCGGCCCCUGAAGCUUUCACUCCAAACCACUUGUUGCGUAGUAAGGGAGGGAUGCAUCCAUAGUGGUUUCUUACACUAAUCCUGGAUAUUGCUGUAACUCGGCCAAGUUGGUUGGUUUUUCAUUGAAUGCAUCUCCAAAUGGCAAUGAAGGAAAGGUGCAAAAAUAUUCCUGCCAUAGAAAAUGUCCCUGGAGAAAAUCAGCUGUGCCACUCUUUCACCAGAUGGGGGUGCACUUAGAAGAACAGACAGAAAAAAAUAACUGUGAUGAGACAUCUCUAGUUGGUUUAAACAACUGACCCUUAAAUAAGAAGAUACAGAAAUCUACUGCAGCAUAGGGAGUUACCCCAUCCCAGACUUACGCCCCGGAGAGGUCACUUUGGUGCUGGAAACACAGCAGAAACAUAGAAGACAGCUAUUUCUACAGAGGGAAGAACUAUACUUCUGGUCUGUUCACCUUCCAUGAAAAGUACUGUAAUGCACUUCUUGAGUUGAAGUUCUGCCUCUGAAGCCCAAAGCAUUGAGUACUUUGUUGAGUGAAUAAGAAGCCUUCAAAAUUUGUGCCAGGGAAGAAAUGGAUUCAUUUUUUUAAUGGAACUGUAGUUUUCCACUAGCUGUGUUGUGCAAAAGCAAGAUCAUCCCUAGCCAGGGGAAUUUGCACCUUAAAUUUGCCCUUGUACUCGUAUCUAGCUGUGAGUUAACUGAGUUUUAAGAAGAAAUUAAUUUUAGGCUUCACAAAAAUACCUGCCACCUCUUAAGUGUAGACAGUACACAGUGGGACUUAUUUCUGAGUAGACAGAAAUAUUCUGUUGGGCUGCAGCCCUAUGCACAAUUACUUAGAAGUAAGCCCCUUGGAACUCAGCAGGACUUCUGAGUAAAUGUGCUGUUAUACAGCACAGAUCCUGGAAGGUUGGAUCUCUUUGAAGAGUGUGCCAUUAGUACCCGAGAAAAGAUUAAAGAACCAGCUGAAAAACGGCAACCAUUAAGUUGCCAUCGCUAAGUAAAAGCUGGCUAAGGCUCUUUCUUGCUGGAAAACAUUUUGGUAUUGAUUGUUGUGCUGUCACUUUCUAGUAAUUGUGAUAUGUACCUUGUCACCAGUAAGAGAUGAGAGUCAAGUGAAUGCUUCUCUUGGGAACCAGAGGGGAGGGGUGGGUUUUUAAUUCAAUAAUAAUAAGAAAGUUGUAUCCAGAUCCACACUGUAUGCUAACGAAUCAUAGGUUGGAAGGGACCCUGAGGAUCAUCUAAUUCAACCCUCAGCAGUACAGGAACAUGCAGCUGUCUCUUACUGGGACUGAACCUGCAACCUUGGUGCUAUCAGCACCACACUAUAACUGACUGAGCUAUCCAGCUGAUAUACCCUGCUUCAAGCAUUCAACAGAUUUGUCAAGGAAUAUGUAUAUGCAUAUUUUGUAAAGUAUUAGUUGAGUACUGGGACCCAGGUGGCGCUGUGGUUAAACCACUGAGCCUAGGGCUUGCUGAUCAGAAGGUCGGCGGUUCGAAUCCCUGUGACGGGGUGAGCUCCCGUUGCUUGGUCCCAGCUCCUGCCAACCUAGCAGUUCGAAAGCAUGUCAAAAUGCAAGUAGAUAAAUAGGAACCGCUACAGCGGGAAGGUAAACGGCGUUUCCAUGUGCUGCUCUGGUUUGCCAGAAGCGGCUUUGUCUUGCUGGCCACAUGACCUGGAAGCUAUACGCCGGCUCCCUCGGCCAAUAAUGCGAGAUGAGCGCGCAACCCCAGAGUCGGUCACGACUGGACCUAAUGGUCAGGGGUCCCUUUACCUUUACCAAGUUGAGUACUACAGCACUGUGGUCUAAACCACUGAGCCUCUUCUCCUUGCUGAUCAGAAGGUUGGAGUUCGAAUGCCCGUGACCGAGUGAGCUCCCUUUGCUCUGACCCAGCUCCUGCCAACCUAGCAGUUCGAAAGCAUGCCAGUGCAAGUAGAUAAAUAGGUACUACUGCGGUGGGAAAGUAAACAGCGUUUUCGUGCACCCUGGUUUCCAUCAUGGUGUCCCGUUGCACCAGAAGCGGUUUAGUCAUGCUGGCCACAUGACCCAGAAAUAUGUCUGCAGACAAACGCCGGCUCCCUCGGCCUGAAAUCAAGAUGAGUGCCGCACCCCAUAGUUGCCUUUGACUGGACUUAACCGUCCAGGGGUCCUUUACCUUACCUUUUUACUUGUGCAUAGAGGGCAAGUAAAGUGAAUGGGGCUGUGGGGCCAUGUGUUUGGCCCAAACCCCACAUUCAUUCAUUCUAUUAUUCUUCCACUGCUGGGUUAAGCCCAAUAUCUACACCUAUCUAUAUAGAUAUAUCUAGAUCUUCUCCGUACAUGGGGGCUUCCCAUGGAGUUGGAACUCUUGAGUGUUCAGGGUUCUAAAUCAUGUGAGGAUACUCCACACAGUGAAUAGGUUAGAACAGAGAUGUGGCCCUGCAGCCUUUCUUGCCACCCUAACACAUCAGCGAUGUGUUGUCUUGGCAGCCCAGGACCACCAUAUGUACUGUCCAGGCUUGUGCCCCGGGGAGACUUUGGUGAUGCUACAACUUGGGUGCUGCUAACACAGUGGUUUGGCUUCCCCCUUGGAGGCACACUCCAUUGUCUCUCAAGACAGAUGAAUACUAACAACUAUUUUAUACACAAUUCUCUACUG